AUGAUUGAGGUAAACAAGGAUAUGUAUCUAUUGAAUCCAUUCUUGGAAAAGCGCUUAGAUCUUCCUCCAGCGAUUUGCCAGAAAGGCGUCUACUUUGGCAAAGUCAUCUUAUCAACCAUUCCCAUUCCUAAUAAUAAUGCUGCUGAUUGCUUUGUCAUGAUUUGGUACAGUUUUGGUAAGCUGGAUUUUUGCAAGGUAGGCGACAAAUCUUGGAGAUGUAUCGACACAUCAAUCUUAAAUCCUUCUCGUAGGCACAAAUCAUGCUUGACUGAUGCAAUAUUCUUCGAGGAUAAAUUCUAUUUGGUAUCGGUUUAUGGGGAGAUUUAUGCUUGUGAUCCUAACGCUAAGGAACCAAUACUGUCUACACAUUAUGAAAGACAAAACCCAAGUGCACGUAUAUUUUGGCAUCUGAUGGAAUCCGGGGGAGAGUUGUUCGGAAUCAUGCAUGACUUUUUUCGUAAACCAGACGAAGAGAGAGUCAAACACAUAGAAUCCCUUAGCAAUGAAGGAAGAGAAGAUAUAUACAAUAGAUUUCAUGAAUAUCAUCGCUGCUGGAGUUGGUACAAAACUUGUUCUUUUGAAGUAUAUAAGCUGAGUGUGAGUGGAUGCAACUCAAGAUUUAUAAAAGUAGACAAUUUAGAUGGGAAGGCGGCGUUUUUGGGUAGGAAUAAUUCCUUUACCAUCUCAAACCCGAGUGUUUUUGGCUACCAUGGAAACCGAAUAUAUUUUAGUGAUGAUAGAUAUAGAAGUUAUGGUAUGAAUGUAUUCAACAUGGAGGAUGGUGUUUUCAAGCCACUUUACCUGACAAAUUCUCAGCUCCCGAAAGCACCACCUAUUUGGGGUUCAUUGAGUAAUGUUAUUGGCUUUUUCGACAUGCCUUUCUACCAUGCAGUUGUAUGA
Molecule: messenger RNA, 900 nt
Organism: Tripterygium wilfordii
Lineage: Eukaryota; Viridiplantae; Streptophyta; Magnoliopsida; Celastrales; Celastraceae
Product: putative F-box protein At4g17565
Exons: 2
Coding region: 1-900 (299 amino acids)
Source: RefSeq, a predicted model, not a curated record